UGGAUUAUUUACAAAUGGCUGAUGUUACUUGACAACUUUCUUGUCUUCUUGUUCUUCGGGUGUACAUUUUGCUCUAGAAUCUCUAUAAGCAUACUACACUACACGGUUUCCUUAAUCACAUGAGCUAUGGAUCCAGUUUCCUUAGAUAGCAUUAUGAUUACUGAAGAUUGUGAUGGUGAUGGAUUUGAUUUAAAUAUUGUUGAUCCACCAGGGGAAUUCAAAUCGCAUGAUAAUGAUGAAAUUAACAUUUUUCAAAAUUUAAAUGAUGUUCCAAUAGAAUCAUCUAUUGAAGAAAAGUCAGACCUGAAUAAUGGUGAAAGCAUAGAGGUAGAAAAUAAUGAUACUCAUAUUACUUUGGAUACUGACAGUGUUGGUAAAGAUAACAUUGUUGAUUUGCUUGGUUUUCAUGAUGGUGAUGGUACAUUUAAAGACAUCAAAUCUUUUGGAGAAACAACAUUUGAAAUUUCAACUCCAAUAAAUGUUGAAACAUCAAUUCAAGUUGAUGAAGGAAACUCAACACAAGCUUAUACAGAGAUAUUAAGGCAGUCUGACUUAAAUAAAGAAAAUAACAAAAAAAUAAAAACAGCAGAUGAAAAUACUACUGAGAGAAAAGACACCUCAGUUGAUAAGGCUAAGCAAAUUAUUCAUCUAGGUGAAAAGAUAAUAUUUACCACAGAAGAUGAUUUAGAUAUGAUUAAUGUGACUCAACAAGACUCUUCAGAUGUAAAAAUUGAGGAAGACUUACAGGAGGAGACCUCAUUUCCAGAUAUGGGAAUGCAAAGGAUAAGACAAGAUAGCUCCUCUGGCUCUGAAUUUGAUUUUGAACUCCCUCCUGUCAAGAUGAAAAUAGAUGGCACAGGAACAGAAACUGAUACAACAAAACCAUCAAUCAAGGAAAUCAAAUCAGAACAAAAGACAGUAGUCAUGGGAACAUCUCAAACAAGUGUAUCAACAACAGAAAUUUCCUCCACUGUUCAUAGCAUAACAGCAACUGCAAAGAAAAUAAUAGAAUAUAAGGAGGAGUGCAGUUCUAAUGACUUUUCUCAUGCAAGCUCUCAAAAGAAAGCUGCUGAAGAUUGGGAAAAUGUACAGACAAUAGAACCAGGAUUUUUAAAGGAUGGAGAACAGAUUAAACCUUCACUUCCUGAAUCUACACCACUUUUGUCAUACUUUGAAAUGCAGGAGGAAUUUCUUAGAGUGGAAUAUUCUUCUGUGAAGUCAAACAUUCACACAUCAGUUGAAAGACAUGGAUUUUCAGCAUUGAAACAUUUCCUGUUUGGGCCACCAAAAAUGCACAGAAACUUGCAUGUAAACAGAGAGAAAAUCUUUUGUAUAGCUGCAUCAAGUUUUAACAACACUGAUAAACUGCACACAAGAGCUUUACAGACUAUUUAUAGAUGUCUAACAGGUUCUAGAUUUGACUGCAGUAGAUUUGGAAGUCACUGGGAAGAAAUAGGUUUUCAGGGAAAUGAUCCAUCAACAGAUCUGAGGGGAACAGGGUUAUUAGGCUUAAUGAAUCUAAUCUAUUUAUUAAGAGACCCAAAAUGUCAUAUGAUUGCAAAAGAUAUUUAUAAAUUAUCACUUCAUCCAACUCAGAAUUUUCCUUUUUGUGUCAUGGGAAUAAAUAUGUCAAGAAUAACUUUACAAUCAUUAAGAGAAGAUUGUUUAAAUAAAGAAUGCAAUAAAAGGGAAGACGUACUGAAUGUUGUAAAUGACUUUUAUGCAGGAAUAUAUUUACACAUGUACCAACUGUGGAAGUCAAAAGGAAAAACAAUAUCUGACUCUGGAUUUGUUAUCAAACAUUUAGAAACUGAAGCUAAGAAGAAUCCUCACCAUAUUCUUAAGAAUUUAGAAGACUAUAUACGUAGCAGAAAGAGUACCAGUACAGUAAAUUUAGACAAUAUGGAUCCAGGGGGAGAUAACUUUUUAAGUGUAUGUGAAACAGAAGCAGGGCAAUAUUAAAUAUCACAUAUUUUUACAAAUUACUCAAAUGGCUACAGGUUUGCUGACAACUCUUUCUGAAUAUGAAUGAAGGACUGUUUGUUUCACAACCAUUGAUGCCAUGAUAAAAGAGGUUGGAGUAAGCAGAACUUGGAAAUUAGCCCGUCUGUUGUUCACUGUCUUGCAAACUUUACAGACAAAUAAAUCACACUACUAAAACAGUUGAUUGACUUUAUCAUGUUUAUUGGAGAUAUUGUCCUUUAAUGACUAAUUUUACAUAUCAUUUUCCUUUUUGUUUCAGAUCUGCACUUCUGAAACUACUGAAUCAAUUUAAACCAAACAUUGAAUUGUUUCAUAUUUUUCAUGUAGGGGCCUUUUAUAGCCGACUAUACAGUAUGGGUUUUUCUCAUUGUUGCCUAUAAUUGCUUACAUCCACUUCAUUUGAACUUUGGUAGAUAGUUGUCUCAUUGGCAAUCAUACCUCAUCUCCUUAUUUUUAUAUUGACAAGAUUGAUCCGUAGUUUGUCUCAAUUUUAGUUGAUGAUAUAAUACAUAAAGGAAUGACAGGAAAAUAAUACCUUUUCUAUAAAUUCUUUUCUCUAAUUCUUACACGAUUUAUCCUUUUCCUGACCUGUUGAUUCUAUUUAGUCAACGUGUGGUUCCUUUGAUCUCAGUUCUUCAUUGGUCAAAAUUCGAUUAUGACAUCAAAUUUUCUUGCUUUCCUCUGAAUUUCCUAUUUUGACGUCAUGAAAAAAGGCGACCAUGCCUGAUGAAGUCACAUAGAAAGAACACAUCUUUUUGCAAAUCAUUCGAAAAGAAGGAUUGAGUUUGUCUGCAUAUUGUUUAAAAAUCAUUAGAGAAACAGAUUCCACCACAAAAUCUUGUGCAAUACGAUAUUUCUCCACUCUCAACAGUUAAAUUUUAAAUAUUUAACUGUCUCUAGUGGAUAAAUAUCGUAUCACACUCAAUACAGUGGUAGAAUCUAUAUUUAAUGGUGUGCUCUAAUUUUUUAUUUAUUUCAUUCCAAUCAGAGGAUAUAAUCAAGUCAGACUAACUACCUCACAUUAUCAUUAUACAUUUUUGUUGGGAUAAUUUCCUCAAUUAUGAUGUUGAUAAAGACUAAGGGAUGUUUGUGUAAUGGAUAGGCUUUUCAAACUUACAUUUGUUUGUUGUUUCUUUUUGAAACAUACCAUUUUUUACAGAAACUACAUAUUGUUUUGUGAUAAUUUAUUUUGUAUUGACUUUGUAAUUAUUAUGUACAAGUAGUUACCUUGUCGUCCAUGUUAGUGAUAUAAAUAUUUUUAGUUUACUCAUAUGCUGAUUAUUGUUACAGUAUUUAUAUAUGUUAUCAUUUUUGCAAAAGAAUUGUUCCCUAGUACAUUGUACUUAUACAUAAAAGAUUUAAUUUGUUAGUGGUUGAUAUAAUAAAACAGUUGUAGAAAAUAGACUGUGCCCCCUAUGUAAUAUAUAUAUAUAUGUGGAAGAUGGAUUCCAUUUUGUUAUACUUUGCACACAACUAAAUAACUAUAGAAUUAAAAUGUCAAAUGAAAUUUCUGAUAUUGUUCCUUGUUUUAAUUCAACGAGUUAUGAGAAAAAAAUGAUUUGAAGUUUUUCUUGUAAACAAUAUGACAUAUUGAUGAUCAGUGUUAAUGGCAUAGGUGAGUUGUACAGUAAGAGAACCAACAUUGAUUAUUGUGCAUGAACUGUGUAUUUUACAUGUAAGAUUCUUUAGGAAUAGGCCUUUUUUUAUUUUGAAUAACCUUGUAUAUCAACAAAUAUUGUUAAUCGAAUAUUUUUAAGGAUUUGUGAUUCGUUAAAACUUGAUCAAAUUGUAAAUUUGUAUUUACUCAGUUU
Mytilus californianus (California mussel) is the source of this 3794-nucleotide messenger RNA. RefSeq lists its product as uncharacterized. The record is from RefSeq and is a predicted model, not a curated record. The transcript has 12 exons. Bases 127 to 1962 code for a protein of 611 amino acids. Lineage: Eukaryota; Metazoa; Mollusca; Bivalvia; Mytilida; Mytilidae.